This is a messenger RNA of Penicillium riverlandense, 1713 nucleotides long. Its product is annotated as glycoside hydrolase family 1 protein. NCBI's taxonomy places the organism in Eukaryota, Fungi, Ascomycota, Eurotiomycetes, Eurotiales, Aspergillaceae. The record is from RefSeq and is a predicted model, not a curated record. Gene Ontology annotation, molecular function: beta-glucosidase activity. Bases 1 to 1713 code for a protein of 570 amino acids. Gene Ontology annotation, biological process: carbohydrate metabolic process. The transcript has a single exon.
AUGCCGUACACUUACACGUCGAUGACCCAAGUUCAAUAUGCUGCUUCAUUGAUUCCCAGCCCCCCCGUGACGACUUAUAUGCCGUUGCGGUCGAUGCAGGCCAUACUUCCGUCCGGUGCUCGCACGACCUCAUGGGCAAGAGACUGCUCUGCAAAUGACCAUGAUGAUCCCUACGGCCAGGCCGAGUGGAACUCCCGAUGGGAUCCUUUCUACCCGAAUGUUACUAUUUCAACGUUUCCUAUCUCGACAACAGUGAAGCCUACUCCCAUACCGUCGUCCUCUCUGCUGCUGCCACCAGACUCCGGAUUCGCUUAUAAGCCGGCGAAUCACAAAAACCCGACCUUUCCUCCUGACUUUAUCUUUGGAGCAGCAUCUGCUGCAGCACAAAUUGAGGGAGCAAUUCAAGCUGAAGGCCGUACACCAAGUGUUGCCGACUACUUUUUCAACUUCCAGCCUCAGCUUUACGAAAAUAAUUACAUAACGGAUUGGAACUAUUAUCUUUAUAAAGAAGACAUUGCACGCAUGGCUGCAAUAGGGCUGCAGUAUUACUCAUUUUCCAUUUCAUGGAACCGGAUACUGCCCUUUGGGGCGGCUGGUACACCUAUCAACAAGGAAGGCGUUGAGCACUACAAUGAUCUUAUCAAUACGUGCCUUGAGUACGGAAUAAAGCCAAUGGUGACCAUGGUGCAUGAGGAUGAACCUUAUGAGUUCAUCAUGGGAGAGCCGGUUCUGGAGAACGCAUAUUUCUCUCGAAAUGCGGGCGCGUCAAACAGUACAUUUGUGGAGUCAUUUGUGAACUACGCCAAAGUACUAUUCGCUAAUUUUGGCGACCGAGUCCCCAUUUGGAUCACGAUUAAUGAAGCUAUAUACGACGCAGGAAAUCUAGACGGUCUGUAUAACCUGCUCGAGGCUCAUACCCAGAUCUACGACAUCUAUAAGGCGUAUGGGGGCAAAGGCAAGAUUUCGCAUAAGAUGUCAGGGACCUUUGCGGCGCCUAUGAACCCGAACAAUCAGUCAGACGUUGAGGCGGCAAAUCGCUAUCAAGAUUUCUUACUCGGAAUCCUGGCAAACCCACAAUGGUUGGGAAUCGAUAUUCCAGAAUCUGUCUCGUCUACGUUGACCAAUGACUCCCAUCCACUGACGAAGAAGCAACUUGCGAGAUAUAAGGGAAAAUGUGACUUUUACGGUAUUGACGCGUAUACUGCAUCGAUAGUCACACAACCACCAGAAGGUAUCGAUGCAUGUGCAAAGAAUCCUUCCAAUCCAUUGUGGCCCACCUGCGUUGUCCAGACCACAGUCACUGGAACGGAUUGGCAGCUCGGGUUUUACUCUGACAGCUACCCGUUCAUUACACCAACCUAUUUUCGUGCAUAUAUGAACUGGCUAUGGGAUACCUACCACCCCAACGCCAUCAUGAUGACGGAGUUUGGCUUUCCUGUAAGCCUGGAGCGAGACCUUACCCUAGAUAUGCAGCGGAAUGACCUCCCGCGGUCGCUGUACUACGAAUCCUAUCUGACGGAAAUGCUGAACCUGAUCCACGAGGACGGUGUCAACAUGAUUGGAGCGAUCGCAUGGACUAUGCUGGAUAAUUGGGAAUGGGGAAGCUUUGAUCCGCACUUUGGGAUGCAAGCGGUUAAUCGCACGACAAUGGAGAGGACAUAUAAGCGCUCCUUUUUUGAUUAUGUCGAAUAUUUUCAUGCUCAUGGGCUGUAA